CAACACAAAUUUCAUCGUACGAGAAGUAGGCAUUUUUAAUAAAAUCAGAAACCCCAGUUUAUUUUGGCUCCCAUAAAAUUUGAAAUACCAGUAAACGUAUUUUUUAAGCCGCGAAACCUCAGCCAUGAUGUCUUUAACUCGAGCUCCAUUACUCUUUGAACUUUCCCGGAGCAGGAGUUUGCAUCAGAGGAGGACGAGGCGACCAUUUCCGGUGGUUCCCGACGCAAGGAUUAAGACCCCAGCGCAGUCAGCCCGACCACCCCGUAUUCUGGUGAAGAGCUUCUUGGCCCUCCAUCAUCUGGACUCUGUUUAUAUGCAGGGUGCUCCUCGUGAUCUUAGGGACUUUUUUAUGUCAAACUGGAAGAACGCGAAGAGAUGAUACACUUCCUGGACUUUGCCAUUGAUUUGCAUGGCUAAAUCGUCAUUAAAUUAAAAGGUUUUGGAAAAAGUACUGUUGUACAAAUAUAGUUUUCGCCUUGAAGCGUCA
Molecule: messenger RNA, 487 nt
Organism: Drosophila erecta
Lineage: Eukaryota; Metazoa; Arthropoda; Insecta; Diptera; Drosophilidae
Exons: 1
Coding region: 125-379 (84 amino acids)
Source: RefSeq, a predicted model, not a curated record